CAAUCCGCUCUCUCUCAUUUUUGGCUAGACUCUUGGCCAUGAAAAGCGUCUCUAUCUUUUACGUGAUCAUCGCCAUGCGGAAUUGAUCACUUAGUAUUUUAUUUUUCCGUUUUCCUGGUUAAAGGUUUGUGAUUGUGAAACUGAAACACAAUGAGGGAAAAAAUAGACAAUUAAGAUGCCAGAUAUCUUUCUCGUUUAAGUAAUCGUCGUUCAAUCUCGUUUACUUUGUGCAUCUUCUCUGAAACUUGUGUGGUUUUGGUGAAAGGGAAUAAAAUGAGGUCUAAGCCCUCAGCUCACGUAGUCUCAGCUUCGUGGGACAGUUUCCUGGAUAAGCAAUAUACGUCAUCCGGGUUCAAACCGAAACCAUUGUCCACGGGAUUUAAAGGAUUUUCUACUUUAUUCGGUCAUGAUUUAAGCGAGGAACAUUCAAUGACACCAAGGUAUUCUGAGGUCUCAAGCACACCAAGUACAUCACCUAAAGGUGAUAUGACAGCAGAGCCAUCGUCGACAUCUAAACUUGAUAAAAGAGAAUCUUAUAAGGCACAGCGCAAAAAUUACAGAAGGGAAAAGAAGCGGGUGGCUAAAGAGUUGUCAUGUACUCUUAAAGAUCCAACAAUAAUUGUAUUAGCUGAUUGGCUAAAAGUACGGGGAACUUUAAAAGGCUGGACCAAACUGUGGUGUGUUUUGAAGCCUGGAUUACUUCUGUUGUACAAAAGUCCAAAAACACAUAAAAGUAGUCAGUGGGUUGGAACAGUUCUACUCAAUGCCUGUGAAUUGAUUGAGAGACCUUCUAAAAAAGAUGGAUUUUGCUUCAAGCUUUAUCAUCCUAUGGAACAAUCUAUUUGGGCAUCCAAGGGGCCAAAAGGGGAAACAAUUGGUGCUCUUGUUCAACCACUUCCGGUAGCUCAUUUAAUUUUUAGAGCACCCUCUGAGCAGGCUGGAAAAUGCUGGAUGGAUGCCCUAGAACUUGCAUUACGAUGUUCAUCCUUACUAAUGCGAACUAUGAGUGGGCGAGAACCCCAGUCAUCCACCCCUCAUGGUACAAUUCCUACCACUUCAUCUUCUCAAGAACCACUACCUACUUGGAAAGAAAUCGAUCCUGAAAAACAUUUCCAGGAUCAUGAUUUGGAUGAUGAUGUUCAUACUGAUGAUAAUAAAGAAAUUGAUAUUGAUAUUGAUGGUAUUCAUAGCAUACAUUCUACUGACUCAGAAUCAGAAGCUCAUCCUGUAGAAGAUAUUGAAACACCUCCAGUAGAAACUCCUUACAUGGCCAAUGGAGUGGAAGAAUUUGGUUUAGCUGGAGAUGCUGGUCAAACUGAGGAAGUUGCUGAAGAAAAUAAAUCUUUGAUUUGGACUCUAGUCAAACAGGUUAGACCCGGUAUGGAUCUGUCAAAAGUUGUUCUUCCAACUUUCAUUUUAGAACCUCGUUCAUUUUUAGAUAAAUUGUCUGAUUACUACUAUCAUUCAGAUAUUAUAGCUAAAGCUGUACAUGAAGACGAUCCUUUUACUAGAAUGAAACUGAUUACAAAGUUUUACCUUUCGGGAUUUUACAAGAAACCUAAAGGUUUAAAAAAGCCAUACAAUCCAAUUCUAGGAGAAAUGUUUAGAUGCUUUUGGCAAAGUUCUGAAAUAGAUUCACGGACAUUUUAUAUCGCAGAACAGGUAUCUCAUCAUCCGCCUGUUUCAGCAUUUUACGUUAGCAAUCGCCAUGAUGGUUUCUGCAUACAUGGAAGUAUAUUAGCAAAAUCUAGGUUUUACGGAAAUUCUAUAUCUGCCAUAAUGGAUGGUACUGCUCAUUUAACACUUUUAACCAGAGGAGAAGAUUAUACUAUCACAAUGCCAUAUGCUCAUUGUAAAGGCAUUUUGAUGGGCACUCUUACAUUGGAACUUGGUGGAAAAGUAGAUAUAUGUUGUGAAAAAACAGGUUAUCAUACGGAACUGGAGUUCAAAUUAAAACCUUUCCUUGGAGGAUCUGAAUAUUCUAAUCUAGUCACAGGAAAAAUUAAACUUGGUAAAGAAACAUUAUCUAGUAUUGAAGGUCACUGGGAUGGUGAAAUUUUCAUCAAGGAUAAAAGAUCUGGGGAAGAACAUCUGUUUUGGAAUCCUGAUUCUGAUGUCAGAGCGAAUCGUUUAAAAAGAUUUACAGUUCCAGUGGAAUAUCAAGAUGAAUAUGAAUCUGAAAGGCUGUGGCAGCAUGUUUCUUAUGCUAUUUUAAAAGGGGAUCAGAUUGCGGCGACUGAGGAAAAGACUCUUCUUGAAGAGGCACAGCGAAAAUCUGCUAAAGAGAGACAAGUUAAAUUGGAGAAAUGGUCCCCUAAACAUUUUGUACAAGAUAUCGUUACUGGAGAAUGGGUAUAUAAAUAUGCUGACUCUAGGCCAUGGGAUCCUAGAACUGAUGUCCUUCAGUAUGAAUACGACUUUAAGAUACAAACUUUAACAAAGCAUAAGCCUCCCACUAUUCGUACUGGUAGUAUCAUCAGUGUAGAGGACACCCCUAAAGUAGAACUCAUCCGUCACUUGUCAGUCGAUCGUGUCCUUCCAAGGCCAGCCGUCUGCAUUAUUCCUAAGUCACGGCACAGAAAAAGCAUUACAACAUCUCAUGGUAGUGAAAGUUCCUCUAUGAAUGGUGAGGCUUUCCAUGGCAGUGACUCAACUGAAAGUGAUGGACCACGUAAAAAUUUCCAUUCUAAAAGCAAUUCAGCUCUAUCCACCCUUCAACAAUCUCUACAAACCCUGCAGCAGCUUCAACAAGAUAGUAAUCAAACUUUGCGUUCUGUGCAGCUUCACAUGGAAACAAUCAUGAACCAACAAAGAAAACUUCAAAUGCAAUUAUCUCAGCGAUGGGACUAUAGCCUUGUUGCAAUACUUGUACUGGUACAAAUUCUACUCCAUUGGUUUCUAUGACCAUAUCCCAUUCUGCCACUGGUUCAUACUAAUAGUUAAGAGUGCCUAUUCUUAUUCUUUAUUCUAAAUUUUAAAAUAAAAAUAGUUGCAGUCUUUUUGUGAAAUAUUUAGAUCAUUUCAUUGGUACUAAUUUAGCAAAUUCGCUUCAUAUGCAAGUAUUUCAUUUAGAUACUAUAUAUUUUAAAAACUUGAAAAUAUUUCUGCUUGCAUUUUUAAUGCUAUUUUAAAGAAUAACUUUUAUUCAUAGUUUUUAAUUAGAUUAUGAAAGGUCAGUCAAAUUCUAGUUAGAGAAGCAGUUAAAUACAUAAGUCAUUUUAGUAACAUUAAAUCUUAAUAAAGUAGAGUUAAUCAUUAUGAGUUACAGUAGAGUCUCAAUAAUCUGAGUUAAUUGGGAAUUUAUAAAAAUAUUUCAUUAAAAUAAAUUCUGUUCCUUAGUUCCUAAAUGGAGACAGUAAAAAAUUUCAAUAAAACGUAGUUUGGAAUAUUUGAUCACUUGUUUUUAAACAUAAUUUCUUCAUUAGUUUAAAUCAUUUUGGAUGUAAGUUAAAUCUAUAGGAAGGUAAGAAAUUUUCUGUUUCCUCGUCCAAAUUUUAUCUAUUUAAAAGAACUCGGAUUAUGAGAACUCUACUGUAUUGUCAAAUCCGCAUAUAUAUUUCUGUCAUGAUUAUUUAAAAACCUUAAAGAUUAAAACAAAAAUUAAAAUUUUACAUUAAAUCCAAAUGUUAUUUUCAGUGUAUAUAUUAUUUUAAUUUAACGACUUCAUUUCUUUUUAAUUAAAUUUUUGGAGACAGUGACUUACAAUUAAUAAUAAAACUUAUAUUCAUGUACAUGCAUCAUAAUAAAACAGGCAUAUGCAUAUAUACAUAUUUAAUACAAUAAAUGAAUGUAUGCUAUGCAUUAAAAUUGUGACAUGUUAUUUCUUAACUUCUAACACAUAUGUUAUUUAAAAAUGUUUUUCUUAACUUUGCUGUAUAUGAAUAGGAUUAAUGUAUAAGGGUUUUUUUCAACAUUGGAAAAUAAUUUGUUUCACAAAAAAAUUGAAUCAAUAUUGAUUUUUUUUGUCAUCUCAAUUAUUUAAAUUUACAUAUAUUUAUUCAUGCACAUCUUAAUUAAUUCUAAUGUAUUAUAAAAUAUUCAUCUAAAAAAAAGUCACCUUUUAAAAGUUAAUUUGAUCCUAUAGUUUUCCCUCAUCAAAAUGCUAGUUUUAAAAAUUCUUUGCAUUUAAAAUAUUUUGAAAUGAUUUGUCUCGUUUCUGCAAACUAAGAAGCCAUCUUACUGCACUGACAAAUCGAAUCAUAGGGCGAGGUCUGUGACACAGAGCAUGUGGAGCACACUCUGAAUUGCUUUGACUUUUAAAAUGUUAAAAACCAUUUGACUACCCACUUUUCAAACAAUCCAGUUUGUAGCUUCCAUUUCACAUCAUACUUCUUUAUUUAUAAAGAAUUAUUUUAUCAAUAUUUCAAGUAAUUCUGUGAAUUAUAACUGAACAAAUUAAAACUGUAAUCAACGAUAAUUGAUUUAUUAGUCAUUUUCAGAAAUUUAGGGUAUAUUCUUUUUCCAGUACAUAUAAAAAUUUGUUGAAACAUUUUAUUUGGAGACUAAAUCAUAUGUUUAAAUGAAUCAAGAGAAGGUAGAAACAUCUCCACUUUAAACUGAUUGAUCUUUUUUUAAAAUCUUGAGUGAGUGUAGCAAUAAUUUUAUUUGUUUUAAUGAUUCAGAUUGUGCUCUACUGGCUGGCCCAUUUAUGAAGUUUUAGUUUUUCACAGGUAGAUUGUAUACAACUAAGCAAGAAAUAUAUAUAUAUAUACAUGUAUAUGUGCAUAGAUUAUGCCUGGUGAUUUUUUCACCAUUAACAUUUGUGCUGUUGAAUAUUAAAUUUUAUGUUAUUUCCAGUUUAUGUACAGAUGUUUCCUACCUAGUGUUUUAUAUAAAUUUAUUAUAUAGCUUACAAAUUGUUAGUCAGCUUUUGCUGAAAAUGCCAAAGGAAGCUUUUUCCAUGGUAGUGUAAUGAGCUGUUGGAUCGUCGUAUACAUGUCUUGUAGAGUGGUGCAUAUUGUAAAUAGAAUGUGUCUGAACAAAACCUCUUAUGUUUAGUGUGAGUGGUUUUGAUCAAAGCUUAUCAGGUUGUUCAUUUCCAUGAUUUUUACCGAAUGUUUAUUGAAAUUUAUGAACAAAACUACACUUAUCAGGUAUAUAAAAUGCACUGCCCUGCUG
Parasteatoda tepidariorum (common house spider) is the source of this 5118-nucleotide messenger RNA. RefSeq names its product Oxysterol-binding protein-related protein 8 (gene Orp8). Gene Ontology annotation, molecular function: cholesterol binding. The record is from RefSeq and is a predicted model, not a curated record. NCBI's taxonomy places the organism in Eukaryota, Metazoa, Arthropoda, Arachnida, Araneae, Theridiidae. Gene Ontology annotation, cellular component: cortical endoplasmic reticulum; cytosol; membrane.